AUGUCGGCACUACCAAAGAACAAUCCGUACUUUUCCCUAGGCGGCAAGGAUAUCUGGUCAUUGAUCAACGAAACCGCUGCUGCAAAGGAGGCCGAUUCCGGCGAAAAGGUGGCAAACUUGGGGCAAGGGUUCUUUUCCUACUCUCCUCCAGAGUUUGCCAUCAAGGCUGCUCAGGAGGCUUUCACAAACCCAAUGGAUAACCAGUACGCACCAUCUGCCGGUAAGCCGCAAUUGAUUGAAGCAUUGAAGUCUCACUACUCGAAGAAGCUUGGACGUGAGUUGUCCAGCGGAGAGGUUGUGGUGACGACCGGUGCCAAUGAGGGUAUGUUGGCUGCGUUUUUUGGGUUCAUCAGUCCUGGCGACGAGGUGAUUGUAUUCCAGCCUUUCUUCGAUCAGUACAUCUCGAACAUUGAGAUGCCUGGCGGAAAGGUUGUCUAUGUCCAGUUGCACCCUCCUGCGGACUUCGACCAAAGGGUCGUCGACGGCUCGGACUACACGAUCGACUGGAACGAGCUGGAGCGGGCCAUAAGCCCAAGAACAAAGAUGAUUGUGUUGAACACUCCACACAACCCAAUUGGUAAGAUCUUCACCAGAGAAGAAUUGGACAAAAUCGGCAAGUUGGCGGUGAAGCACAACUUUGUCAUUCUCUCCGACGAGGUCUACGAGAACCUUUACUACAACAAGGAGUUCCCUCGGAUCGCUGCUUCUGAGGACAUUGAAGUCCAGCGCCGUACGCUAUUUGUCGGUUCUGCAGGCAAGACCUUUGCUGCCACUGGAUGGAGAAUCGGUUGGAUCAUCGGUAGCAAGGAGUUGAUUCCAUACGUGAAGGCUGCCCACACGAGGAUCUGCUUUUCGACUCCUGCUCCAAUCCAGGUUGCAGUGUCCAAGGCCAUUGCCAUCGCAGACUCGAACGGCUACUACGAGCAAAUGCGGGAGCAGUACAGGAAGAAGUACAGCAUCUUGCAGUCUGUGUUCGACGAAUUGGAGCUCCCAUACACGAAGGCAGACGGCGGUUACUUUUUGUUGGUGAACCUCAAAUCAGUGAAGUUGCCCGAACUUGAGUGGCCUGAGCUAAUUGCCAACAAGCCCCGGGACUUCAAGUUGGCGUACUGGCUGAUCCAGGAGUAUGGUGUGGUGAGCAUUCCUCCGAGCGAGUUCUACCUUCCUGAGAAUGCAGCAGUGAUGUCUGACUGCUUGCGUUUCGCCGUGUGCAAGGACGACGAAGUCUUGGAGGACGCUGUCAGAAGACUGAAGGGCCUCAAGAAGUACCUAUAG
This is a messenger RNA of Pichia membranifaciens NRRL Y-2026, 1275 nucleotides long. RefSeq lists its product as hypothetical. Lineage: Eukaryota; Fungi; Ascomycota; Pichiomycetes; Pichiales; Pichiaceae. The transcript has a single exon. Gene Ontology annotation, cellular component: mitochondrion; cytoplasm. Gene Ontology annotation, molecular function: L-kynurenine:2-oxoglutarate transaminase activity; pyridoxal phosphate binding. The record is from RefSeq and is a predicted model, not a curated record. Bases 1 to 1275 code for a protein of 424 amino acids. Gene Ontology annotation, biological process: biosynthetic process.